AUGGAUCAAGAUACGCCCCCAAAUGCAAGGUCCUUAAUCUUGGAGCUGCUGCUUGAAGACGUGAAAGACAAGAUUGACAAGUUCGAAGCUCAACUGCUGCUGAAGGAUACAAACCAACCAGCCUGCCAGCCAGAAGGACUAGAGCCCGACAGGGGAGUGGCUCUCCUUAUAUGGAAAUCUGAACUCGAAAGACAGAGAGUCAUAUUGAGCGAUUUUCAGUUGGCCACAGCUCUGUUGCUUGGAAGGGAGGCAGAAGAGACCCCGUUGCCCAAGGAAACAAAGACAUUCGCCAAAUUUAUCUCUACUGUUAUUCAAAAGCUAGUUCACUCUCUCAAGAGCAUCAUGCGUUCCAUCAAAGUCCUGAGUCCGACCAAAUACUCCCAGCCCGAGAUCUGCACCUCCUGCAGAGAAGACUGCAGCGAAAUCUUCAAAGCACAAUGCUCCCACUUCUAUUGCAAGAACUGCCUAAUCCGGAUGGUCACGAAAUCCUUACAAGAUGAAUCCUUGUUCCCUCCUCAAUGCUGCCACAAGCCAAUCAAAGGCUCAGACAUGAAGAAGAUGAUGGGGCCUGCAUUAGUGCAAGAACAAAAGAACAAGGCAACUGAGCUCAGCGAUCCAGACCGAACCUACUGUUCAGAUUUGACCUGCUCUCGAUAUAUCUCGCCAGCCAUAGGAUUUUGGCCAGUUUCUACUUUGAAAACAGUUGGUACCUGCAAGUGUGGCGUACAAACGUGCAGGAAGUGCAAGAGGGGAGCCCAUAGGGGCAAGUGUCUAUCUCCACUAGACAAGCCAUUGGAGAAGUUGAUGAAGAGCAAAAAAUGGCUGCGGUGCAAAAAAUGUGGCCGUGUGAUUGAGCUCAACCAGGGCUGUCAUCAUAUCACCAUGAAAAACGUCAGUAUGGGUACUGCUAUGUCAAUGGGAUUAGAGACAGAAGAUGACUUGUCCAAGUCCGAGAAAAAAAGAACCUCUUCCAAUUCCCUCCGUAUCGACAUCCAGCAACUUGGUAAUUCCAUCGAAAAUGCCAUCAACUUGACCGAUUCCCCGAAACCCGAUAUUUGGCAUGAGUGUGUCUCCUGUCGAGACAACCACCUCCAAGAUGAAAUGAUUAAAACGAAGUGCUCACACUUUUAUUGCAAGGCUUGCUUGGUCCGCCUGUUUAAAAAUGCUUUGCACGAUGAAUCUUUGUUUCCUCCCCAAUGCUGCAAAAAGCCAAUUCCGGCCUCGGAGAAGAUUCUCGGAUCUACAUUGGUUCAAAAGCACAAGGAGAAGGCGAUCGAACUCAACGAUCCAGACCGAACCUACUGUUCUAACUCAAAGUGCGCUCAAUAUCUCCCACGAAAGCCCACCCGUAAUCGUGUUUGCAAAUGCGCGAGUUGUGGAGUACGCACAUGCAGGAAGUGUAAAAAGCGCGAUCACCAGGGAACUUGUGUAUAUAAGCUUGAUGCGCUUCUGGAGGAAUUGGCGGACUCCAAGCAAUGGCAACGAUGCUCUAAUUGUCGUCGUUUGAUUGAGCUCAGCACAGGUUGUUAUCACAUCACGUGCUUUUGCAAGUACGAAUUUUGUUAUUUUUGCGGGAAACGGUGGAAAACAUGCGACUGUAGCUUCGCAGACGAAGAAAAUCUUUACGAACGAGAUGUGUGA
Penicillium crustosum is the source of this 1641-nucleotide messenger RNA. Its product is annotated as Zinc finger RING/FYVE/PHD-type. Lineage: Eukaryota; Fungi; Ascomycota; Eurotiomycetes; Eurotiales; Aspergillaceae. Gene Ontology annotation, biological process: ubiquitin-dependent protein catabolic process; positive regulation of proteasomal ubiquitin-dependent protein catabolic process; protein polyubiquitination. The coding region runs from base 1 to 1641 and encodes 546 amino acids. Gene Ontology annotation, molecular function: zinc ion binding; ubiquitin conjugating enzyme binding; ubiquitin protein ligase activity. The transcript is spliced from 3 exons. Gene Ontology annotation, cellular component: cytoplasm; ubiquitin ligase complex. The record is from RefSeq and is a predicted model, not a curated record.